AUGGAGAGGUGCAGUGAUCUGCAAGCUAUACCACAAAGCGAUUUGGAGCGCGUGCUCGGAAAAAAAGUCGGCGAUCAGCUGUACAAAAUGUGCCGUGGUUUAGAUGACGGCAAGAACUUCGUGGCUGCUAGUACUCGUAAGAGUGUAUCUUGCGACAUUAACUAUGGUAUUCGUUUCACAAAGGUAUUCUUUCGAGCUCCAUGA
Molecule: messenger RNA, 204 nt
Organism: Haemonchus placei
Lineage: Eukaryota; Metazoa; Nematoda; Chromadorea; Rhabditida; Trichostrongylidae
Source: the annotation of a GenBank genome assembly